ACGUGACUCGAGGGGCGGGAGGAAGUGAGCAGAGUUUGGCUGGGCACCUUCCCUACAAAAAGGCGGGCGGAGCCGAAAACCAAACAAACGACUUCUGAGUGAUUGGGGGCGGGGCCCACGGCGGCGGGCUUAGUUUCCAGAGCCGAGGCCUUCCGCCGAGUUGGUUUUUCGGUUGUUGAUCGCGGUGGCCGGGCGGUCUGCGGUCGGGCUGAGACGCGCGGAGCAAUGGCGACCUUUGUCAGCGAGCUGGAGGCGGCCAAGAAGAACUUGAGCGAGGCCCUGGGGGACAACGUGAAACAAUACUGGGCUAACCUAAAGCUGUGGUUCAAGCAGAAGAUCAGCAAGGAGGAGUUUGACCUUGAAGCUCAUAGACUUCUCACACAGGAUAAUGUCCAUUCUCACAAUGAUUUCCUCCUGGCCAUUCUCACGCGUUGUCAGAUUUUGGUUUCUACACCAGAGGGUGCUGGAUCUUUGCCCUGGACAGGGGGUUCCGCAGCAAAACCUGGAAAACCCAAGGGAAAGAAAAAGCUUUCUUCUGUUCGUCAGAAAUUUGAUCAUAGAUUCCAGCCUCAAAAUCCUCUCUCAGGAGCCCAGCAAUUUGUGGCAAAGGAUCCCCAAGAUGAUGAUGACUUGAAACUUUGUUCCCACACAAUGAUGCUUCCCACUCGAGGCCAGCUUGAAGGGAGAAUGAUAGUGACUGCUUAUGAGCACGGGCUGGACAACGUCACCGAGGAGGCUGUUUCAGCAGUUGUCUAUGCUGUGGAGAAUCACCUUAAAGAUAUACUGACGUCAGUUGUGUCAAGAAGGAAAGCUUAUCGGUUACGAGAUGGCCAUUUUAAAUAUGCCUUUGGCAGUAAUGUGACCCCACAGCCAUACCUGAAGAAUAGUGUAGUAGCUUACAACAACUUAAUAGAAAGCCCUCCAGCUUUUACUGCUCCCUGUGCUGGUCAGAAUCCAGCUUCUCACCCACCCCCAGAUGAUGCUGAGCAGCAGGCUGCACUCCUGCUGGCAUGCUCCGGAGACACUCUACCUGCAUCUUUGCCUCCGGUGAACAUGUAUGACCUUUUUGAAGCUUUGCAGGUACACAGGGAAGUCAUCCCUACUCAUACUGUCUAUGCCCUUAACAUUGAAAGGAUCAUCACGAAACUCUGGCAUCCAAAUCAUGAAGAGCUGCAGCAAGACAAAGUUCACCGCCAGCGCUUGGCAGCAAAGGAGGGGCUUUUGCUGUGCUAAAUUAGGAUUUGAGGGUGUAGGACCCUCACCAAAUUCACUGAUUACUGAAAAUUUAUGUUUUUUGGGUCCACAUUUCAAGGCUGAAGUGUAUAGUGUAUAUAUAACCUUUCCUAUGGAAAUGUGACAUUGAGUACAUUUGUGUUGCUGUUGUGAAGCCAUUAAUAUAAAUCUUUGGUAAUGACCCAUAUCUCUAUAUUUAUGUGUUCCCAGCUGUGGGAGCAGGCACUAAUGAAAUCCUAUGCCUGGAAUGGAGAUGCUUAGGUACCUGAGGCUUAGUGUCCUGUGGUCUGCAUGUAAGAUAGAUGACAUUCUAGAACAAAGAAGCUGUUAUAACAUAGUCCCUCUGAUCAGCAGGACAUCUGUGUGUUCAGUGACAUCAUACAUUCUGUAUCUAGAAGUCUAAAAUUUUUCUGCCUUUCUCCUAAAGAAUGUGCUCUUGCAUUUUGGCUGAAAUAACCUCCACAGUGUUAAAAAUCAGAUACCUCCUUUAGUGACCAGUUUAAUUUUAAUAGCUUUAGGUAGCCCCUGAAAAAUGUAUCACUGUAACUCCACAGGAAAUACGACAUGGAAGUGCUGUGUGUACUAAACCUUAUAAAGUCUCUGCAUUUAAAACCAAAAUCAAAACUCUUGGAAUGUAAGUAAUUAACUCUAUGUCUUCCCAUGACUCAAAUUUUGUUACAGUUAGUAUGUCCAAAGACUUUGAUUGGCAGUUUCUUGGGUUAAUUAUUCCUAUAGAAUGUAUUUUAAGAAAUCUAUACAAAUUUGUUUGGUAAUUGCCCUAUUUCUAGGAGGUAUCUAAUUCUACCCUUUCAAGUGAUAAAGUGAAAAUAAUUUACAUUCGACAGUGUUACUGAUAACAAACCUAGGUUUUUUAAAAGAUAUGUUGCUUUUUACUUAAGGGAUAGCAUUGACAAAUUAAGAAUAUAUAGAUAGGUUUGUGUAGGUCUAAAUAAUAGCUAUAUAGAUAUGUAUAUAUGGUUCACGUAUCUGGAUCUGUGUAUUUGAUUUUGUACUUUAAAUGUGACAAAUAAACUUUUUGGGAGAAAA
Cebus imitator (Panamanian white-faced capuchin) is the source of this 2280-nucleotide messenger RNA. It is a transcript of the gene TADA1, whose product is annotated as transcriptional adaptor 1. Bases 226 to 1233 code for a protein of 335 amino acids. Gene Ontology annotation, biological process: regulation of transcription by RNA polymerase II. The record is from RefSeq and is a predicted model, not a curated record. Lineage: Eukaryota; Metazoa; Chordata; Mammalia; Primates; Cebidae. Gene Ontology annotation, molecular function: transcription coactivator activity. Gene Ontology annotation, cellular component: SAGA complex. The transcript has 8 exons.